This is a messenger RNA of Dama dama (fallow deer), 2178 nucleotides long. RefSeq names its product NOTCH regulated ankyrin repeat protein (gene NRARP). The coding region runs from base 75 to 419 and encodes 114 amino acids. Gene Ontology annotation, cellular component: cytoplasm. Gene Ontology annotation, molecular function: enzyme inhibitor activity; phosphatase regulator activity; protein binding. Lineage: Eukaryota; Metazoa; Chordata; Mammalia; Artiodactyla; Cervidae. The transcript has a single exon. The record is from RefSeq and is a predicted model, not a curated record.
GCGCCCCGAGGCAGCCGGGGGCCAGCGCCGAAGCCGCCGCCCGCGCUGAGCCGCGGCCCGCGCCUGGCGGAAGCAUGAGCCAAGCCGAGCUGUCCACCUGCUCGGCGCCGCAGACGCAGCGCAUCUUCCAGGAGGCCGUGCGCAAGGGCAACACGCAGGAGCUGCAGUCGCUGCUGCAAAACAUGACCAACUGCGAGUUCAACGUGAACUCGUUCGGGCCGGAGGGUCAGACUGCGUUGCACCAGUCGGUCAUCGACGGCAACCUGGAGCUAGUGAAACUACUGGUCAAGUUUGGCGCGGACAUCCGCCUGGCAAACCGCGACGGCUGGAGCGCGCUACACAUCGCCGCGUUCGGCGGCCACCAGGACAUCGUGCUCUAUCUCAUCACCAAGGCCAAGUACUCCGGCGGCGGCCGGUGAUGCCGGUCGAGACCCCGGCCCGCACGCGGGCCCCGCGCGCGUCCUCCUUGCUGUACCUUCCCGCCAACUACCUCGGUGUGCGCCCGGCCCUUGGCGCCCGCGGCCACCACGAGUCCGGCGCGCACGUCCGUGCCCACCGGGGACCGCGCACGCCCGAGACCGGGGGCCGGGGCCGCCUCCCCCCGCGGCCACCGGGGACCGGACGGGGCGCUUCCCACGGCCCCGCCCGCCGCCGCGCGGGUGGGGGAGGAGCGCGAGCCCCAGCCCCUUUGAAAUUUGAGUCUCGCCACCAGCAAGUUCGGAAUCCCGAGACACCGGAUCCUCCUGCUCGAAAUGUUUUCUCCCGAAGGUGGAAGGACCCGUGGCCGACGCGCGACGGAGGAGACGCUCUACCGUUCCCGGGGCUCUAAACUAUUUAUCACGUGUGUGCAUAUUUGUGGGUGAUGUUUGUGCGCCUGAAUUUUGUGUUUGGAAAAUAUUGUGCGUGGUCAAUGUGGUUAAGCGGGGUGGGGGGGGUGGGUGGGCGGGGAGAUGUACUUUUUUUUUUUUUUUUUAGUCUUAAAACUAAAAACUUGAGUCUUGUCAUUUCUUGGUUGCACUGAAAAUACCGCCGGCCUGAUGGUUCCCCGCGCUGCUCCGUCCCCUCCGGCUUCUCCCCCUCACCUCCCCUCCUCCUCCCGCCCCGCCUUCCCCUCUCACACACACGAUUCCGCGUGAGUUUUGGAAGCCCCGGGUCCCCCUCCCCUUCUCCGGUGAGAGGUCGCCAUCCGCCAAGCCUGCCGGUUUGCAGAGCUUCCGUGGGAGCCUGGGUGCUCGGGUGUGGCGGUGACGGAGGUAGGGAUCAAGCCUUUCUAGUUAGUUCUAUUAUAGUUAACAGUCGAUUGCACACUUUUUUAAAAAAAGUAAAUGGAUUUGCCACAAUUAAAUGUCAUAACAUUUAUGACAAUAUAAAAUAUUAACAUAUUUUAAGCCAAGUUUUAGGUGUAUUUUUUGAAUCUUGGUUAUAGACCCAAUUUUAAAGGGCGUUGUAUCCAGCGUUGUGAAGGCAACUGUACCCAUAUUUAUAUUUUUAUAAAAUGCCUAUAAGACUGUGAAUCUCUUGUGCUACUUGCCGAGUGAGCUGAAGGGCCCCUUUACCCCUCUUCAGCCUCCCAGAGCUUCCAGGACCCGAUUCGAAUCCGAAAGCCCUGCCAGGCGGGAGGGGCCUCGCGAGGACCCAGGCCGGAGGCCGUCCCUCUGCGUCACUCUUAGUCCCGAAAGGCGCCCUUCCUGGUCUCCGAGGUUCCAAUUUUCUAUGCAACCCCACACCCCUUGUUGUUUUGAUCCUGAGAAAUAAAAGGGAGGCUGAAUUAUUCAAAUUUAAAUGAGGCUUCCCCAGGGUAGAAGUGCUGCUGACCCUUCGUGCAAAAAUGGGGAGCACUUGAGGACACAGGUGGGUGGAGGCCCUUUGUGCGUGGCUGGUCAGAUUUGGGCAGUCAUCUGUGGCUUUUUAUAAAACCUUGUGUGAGAAGAAUAUAUUGAUAAUGUCAGUGAAAAGCAGACAUUGAAACUGAGGCACAGAUUACUCCAAAAGGAGUUUUUCUGUAUAUUUUUUUCUAGAUGCAAAUACCUUUUUAAUUAUGUUAAUUAAUGUUAAGACUCUAGGCUUACGUGGAAGCUGUGUAUGGGUCCCGGUGUGAUCACUUCUAACUGGACGAAGUCUGCAGCACAUUCCUGAGUGUACGAUAUAGACUUGUAGCCCAGCGUGAAAAAUUUAUAA